Molecule: messenger RNA, 4644 nt
Organism: Girardinichthys multiradiatus
Lineage: Eukaryota; Metazoa; Chordata; Actinopteri; Cyprinodontiformes; Goodeidae
Product: fibroblast growth factor 6-like
Exons: 3
Coding region: 409-1029 (206 amino acids)
Biological process (GO): animal organ morphogenesis; positive regulation of cell population proliferation; positive regulation of protein phosphorylation
Cellular component (GO): cytoplasm
Molecular function (GO): fibroblast growth factor receptor binding; growth factor activity
Source: RefSeq, a predicted model, not a curated record
GUAUCAGACCCACUGGUGCUACUGAGGUCCAGGAGCUCUCUCCUCCUCCCAUCUCCGCUUGUAAUGGGGGGCUGCAUGCAGCGGUGAAGUCACAGUGAUGUCAUUUGAGGAUGUGAGAGAGUAGGGGACAAGGUGAGCUGGUCUUGCAGUGAGUGGUCCCCCCCCUCCACGGCCAACGUUGCCUGUACAAAGGCGCGGAGCGGCGAAAGAUGGUCAUCGCCACCGGCACCAAUCCAAGCUGCCACGCGUUCUGUUCUCCACUUGCUCAGAUCUCGGGCCAUGGGGCCCUGAUCUACAUUGAUCCAAAAACUUUAAAGCUUCUCCGCCAACAUGCCAAAGGACAGAAGAUAAGAAGAGUUGCUUUUUUAGGGCAGGUGACUUUAACCAGGUGCCCCAAAGGUAAACUGGAUGGCCAUUGCGCAAAGGUGUCACUACAGCAUGCGCAGCGGGGCCGGGACGCACUGGACGCUUCCAGCAAUUAUUCUGUGGACUUCUCUGUGGGCAAUCGCUUCCUCUUUUCCAAUCCCGAACAGGACUAAUGCUACUUUAUUAGAAAGAAAAUGGGAGACCCUUUUCUCCCGCUCCUAUCUGGGUAUAAACGGGGGCAGAUCGCAGCUGAACUGGCAGAGCGACUACUUGCAGGGCAUCAAACGAGUGCGGCGGCUGUACUGCAACGUGGGCAUUGGGUUUCACCUGCAGGUGCUCCCAGAUGGCAGGAUAAGCGGUGUGCACAGUGAGAACGCAUACAGUCUAAUAGAGAUCUCCACCGUGGACCGAGGAGUGAUCAGCCUGUUCGGGGUGAGGAGUCAGCUGUUUGUCGCAAUGAACAGCAGAGGAAGGUUGUACGGAACGAGAGUCUUCAAGGAUGAGUGCAAGUUCAAGGAGACGUUGCUGCCGAACAACUACAACGCCUACGAGUCUUUUGUUUACAAGGGCUUCUACAUCGGCCUCAGCAAGCACGGCCGCGUAAAGAGAGGCAACAAGGCGACCACCGCCAUGACUGUCACACAUUUCCUCCCGCGACUAUGAAAGAAGCUGACAAUUUCAGAGUAAUUUGCACAUGUGGAUGUUCCUCCAGGUAAUAUAUAUGUAGAAAUGCAAAGUCAUGACAGACGCAACCAUGAACUGCGAAGGAAAACACAAAUAUUUAUUCUGUUAUACAUGUAUAUGUGUAUAUUUGGAUCGCUGCGUUUGUAAAUGUAUGCCAAUCUGUGCUGCUUAUUGUUUUUCUGGACAGGGUGAGUCAAAGUCUUUCCCUGUCCCACUUUACCUUGGUGCUUGCUGUAGCUGAACUACACACCACUUACUUUUCUGAGAUGGAGGAUGAGCUAUAUGCUGUGCUUUUAAAGAGUGAUAUUAAUACUUUUUAUUACCUCAAUGAACCACUUCACUAGAUGAAGGAAUGCAUGGACUUCUGCUCAAAUAUCUGCUGAGUUUAUUAUUUUAUUUAAACCUUUAAAUGCUUGACAGUUUGCUGCUCAAUUAUUGAUGUCCUGCAGUGGAGAGGAGCAAUUUAAAUGCACUACUUUUUUCCUGCACGAUUUAAAGGUGCCUUGGUGUUCCCACUUGCUGGCCCCCUUUACACCUCUGUGUAAGAGACACCCGGAGGAGUCAGAAAUAGGCCUGACGCUCCGGAGAGGGCCUCAAAGGAGGGUAAAGGAGGGGGGUCGGCUAUCUCUGGUUUAUUUUCUUUUCUGUAAUUAGAUCAAUUAAGUAAUAAACAAUCUGUGGUUGAAACCAGAGAACGGUCAGCCAUGGAUACUGGCAUAAGGCCACAUGUUUUUCCGUGUAGCAUAUCCAGUAAGCAAACAGGGUGGAAAUCCGUAUGUGCCGCAGCAUGGAGAAACGUUUCGGGUUGGACCUGGCUUGCUUCUGCACAAUUAUCGACUGAGCAGAUGAAGCAAAUACAAAUGCUGCUGCACAAUGCCUUUGAAAGAGCCCCGGCAGCGUGUAGCUGUUUUUGAAAUGCAAAGCUUUUAGCUGCUAUUAAAAGGAUGAAACCAAUGGAAAAUGAUGUAAAUAGCUGCAAAUUUAAAAGAAGACUUUUUGUAGCACAAAAAAAAUACAAAGGCUGCACAAGAAACCAGCAAUGAUGCUACUUAAACUUGGUUCUUUCAGUUCGUCUUUGGUUUAGUGUGUUUGGGGAGGAUUUUGGUGCUCUAGGUGUUUCUUGCAGCCUUUCCAUUUUUUCUGCAGCAGCACUGCAGUGGCAUCUCAGUGCAGGAAGCUAGAGGCAAUUCAGAUCUAAAUGCAAUUACGGAUUGAUCAGUUUUUUUGUACAUGAAAGGAUAAAGCAGUUGAAAAACAUUAUGCAAGGCUUAUGUUUUGGUGCUUAGCAUCUACAUUUAGGCUUAAAUUUCUACACUGAGGGGGUAAAAUGAUGGAAGAGGUUAUGUAUACAUCGCAGCAGUUUGUUCACAAAGCGGAAAAUGGAGGACUUUUUGCAGACUCAUGAAUUGGAUAUUCUUGUUCAGUAUUCCAAAGAUGUUUUUCUCGCCUCAUUCUCUGAAUUCCCAAGACUCCUGUAGAGUGAAUCUGCUUGUGGUUUCUGCAGCUGUUAACUGCUUCAUUCCUGUGCGACAGGAAGCAGGACUAUUUAAACCCAGGAAAGACGUGUGUGUGCACGGAGACGCCACGCUGUCUUUGUUUGUCAAUCCAUCGCCCCCUCUGCAGGAAUGUGGAUCUGUCAGGAUGACAGGGACGCUUCCCCACAUACCUGAACUCUUCGCAGGCUGCCCUGUCCGCCUCUGCCUGUUUGCUACCCCCAACCUUCACCCCCACAACUCACACAGUGCAUGGAGGAGCCUUUCAGAUUCCACUUUUAACCUGUGAGCUUCCUCUUCUCAUUUCAGCCUUUUUUAGUUCAAGGUCAGAGUCGUUGAGCAGCUUUUGGUUCCACACCUGUGGUCAGGGUGGUCUGUUGUCAAGAGCAGGAAUUUAAAUAAUCUUUUUGGCUCGUAGCCCUUCACGUGUACGUUACAACCACAAAUCUUAUGUGAGAGAUCAACACAAAGUAGAGCAUUAUUGUGAAAUGGAAGGAAAUGGAUGCAAUAUGUUGUUCAAUUACACCUGCAAGUUAUUUUGGAGUUCCAAGCAUCUUCCUAUCAAUGUUACCUGAAGAACAAACAUAUCCCCACAGCAUGAUGCUGUGACUACCAUGGUUUGUAUUGGGGAUGGUGUGUGGUAUUAGUUUCCUGCUACACAUAGUGAGAAAGUUUUGUUUCAUCUGACCAGAGGUCUGUCUGUCAUAUAUUUGCUGUUCCCUACAAGGCUUGUGGAAAAAUGCAAACAGACUUCUUAUGGUUUUCUUUAUGAAGUGGCUUUCUUGUUGCCAUUCAUCCAUAAAGGCCAAAUUUGUGCAUUGCAUGACUAAUAGAUGACACGGAUAUAGAUUGUCCCACCCGAGCUGUGGCUCGGCAACUCCUCCAGAAUUACCUUGCAGCUGUUUCUCUGAUUAAGGCUCUCUGUGAAUUUGGGUGGACAGCCAUGUGUUGGUAGGUUUAUAGUUGUGCCAUCCUUUUUCCAUAUUCAGAUGAUGGAUUGAACAGAGCUCCAUGUUCAAAGCUUGAGAUGGUGUUUUAUAAUCUAACCUUGCUAUAACCUUCUCCACAUCUUUAUCUCUGACCUGUCUGGUGUGUUCCUUGGUCCUCAUGAUGCCGUUUGUUCACCAACGUUCUCUAACUAACCUCUAAAGCGUUCAAAAACAGGCUGAGAUUUGGUAGAACUGCAUGAGUUUUGGGAGCGAAUCUGGUUCCUUCCAUGGAUUUCAUCUGCUAACUGCUACAAAUUAAUCAAAUCAUCACGUUUCUUGCUCCUUUCUCCAAGUGCUGGGGUUGGAAUGUAUAUAUAGAGAGGACCUUUGCAGAGUGGAUGCAGUCUGUGAUGAGCUGAGCUACGCAGAUCCUGAGCUCACCUCUGCCACUGCAAAAACCACACAGUCCUUCUGUCCUCAGGACGGUCCUCCCUCCGUCCUGACCUCAAACCCCUCAGAUCAGCGCAUGCUGACACGUCAUUUGUCUGCUCCGUGGAUUCGUGUCUUCAGCACAGAAGGGCGACGGUUUCAACAAAGAAACAAAGAUAAGAAUUUGUAGAUGAGGCUGCAUGUUAGUCCAUUUGGAGAUUUUUUGGAAUAUAAUUUAGGCCAUGAAAGGUGUCAGAGUAGAAGACAUCUGAUGCCUCUAGCAGCACUUUAAACAGGACGUAUUGAUCAAUAAACUACAGCAAAUAAAUGUGUUUGAUACUUAAAAAGGGUUUAACAUACAAAAACUCAGCUUUGAUCAAAAUCUUAUUACAAAAAUAUUUUCUUUCUAUUUAUUUUUCUUUCUAAUUUAAGUGAAGGUAUAGAAUUGCUGUUUAUGUUUGAAUGUAUAGCAGCCAGCCUGAGUCCUGAGCUUGACUGCAGGUACACACUACAUGUGUUGUUUUACUCUAUUCCUCUGUUCUCAUAUACCUCACCUCCUGCCUUAGUUUUGGUUUGCUGAUCACUGUAAAAUAAGAAGAAACAAACUUUACUGGUUUGUUUCUCAAGGCAGACAUUGCUAAUUAUUUUUCUUCCUUUUAUUUUUGUACGUAUGUGCUGUGCACAGCAAUCUACUGUAUUCCUGAGAUAAGAAAUAAUAAAAGUUUUUUUUUUUUUUUUUAACA